Mytilus trossulus (common blue mussel) is the source of this 1434-nucleotide messenger RNA. RefSeq lists its product as uncharacterized. NCBI's taxonomy places the organism in Eukaryota, Metazoa, Mollusca, Bivalvia, Mytilida, Mytilidae. The transcript has 5 exons. Bases 1 to 1434 code for a protein of 477 amino acids. The record is from RefSeq and is a predicted model, not a curated record.
AUGGAAGAUACAACAUCAGAACAUUCAUGUAGGGAAGAUAAAGCCUCAGAACAUUUCAGUAGGGAAGAUAAAACAUCAGAACAUUGCUGUGGGGAAGAUAAAGCCUCAAAACAUUCCUGUAGGGAAGAUAAAGCCCGAGAACAUUCCUGUAGGGAAGAUAAAGCCUCAGAACAUUCCUGUAGGGAAGAUAUUAAGCCUCAGAACAUUCCUGUAGUGAAGAUAAAGCCUCAGAACAUUCCUGUAGGGAAAAAAACAUCAGAACAUGCCUCUAGGGAAGAUAAAACAUCAGAACAUUCCUGUAAAGACGAUAAAGCCUCAGAACAUUUUUGUAGGGAAGAUAAAACAUCAGAACAUGCAUGUAGAGAAGAUAAAGCCUCAGAACAUCCUGGAAGAAAAACAUCAGAACAUGCCUCUAGGGAAGAUAAAACAUCAGAACAUUUCUGUAGGGAAGAUAUUAAGCCUCAGAACAUUCCUGUAGUGAAGAUAAAACCUCAGAACAUUCCUAUAGGGGAGGAUACAGCCUCAAAACAUUCCUGUAGUGAAGGUAAAGCAUCAGAACAUUCCUGUAGGAAAAAUAAAGCCUCAGAACAUUGCUGUAGGGAAGAUAAAGCAUCAGAACAUUCCUGUAGGGCAGAUAAAGCCCCAGAACAUUCUUGUAGGGAAGAUAAAGCCCCAGACCAAUCCUGUAGUGAAGAUCAAGCCCCAAAACAUUCCUGUAGGGAAGAUAAAGCCUCAGAACAUUCCAGUAGGGAAGAUAAAUAUCAGAACAUUCCUGUAGGGAAGAUAAAGUCCAAGAACAUUCCUGUAGUGAAGAUAAAGCCCCAGAACAUUCCUGUAGGGAAGAUAAAGCCUCAGAACAUUCCUGUAGUGAAGAUAAAGCAUCAGAACAUUUCUGUAAGGAAGGGAAGAUAUAAAGCCUCAGAACAUUCCUGUUGGGAUGAUAAAGCCUCAGAACAUUCCUGUAGGGAAGAUAAAGCCGCAGAACAUUCCUGUAGGGAAGACAUAAAGCCUCAGAACAUUCCUGUUGGGAAGAUUAAGCCUCAGAACAUUCCUGUAGGAAAAAUAAAGCCUCAGAACAUUGCUGUAGGGAAGAUAAAGCCCCAGAACUCUCCUGUUAGGAAGAUAACGCCUCAGAACAUUGCUGUAGGGGAGAUAAAGCCCCAGAACAUUCCUGUCGGGAGGAUAAAGCCUCAGAACAUUCAUGUAGUGAAGAAAAAGCCCCAGAACAUUUCUGUAGGGAAGAAAAAGCCCCAGAACAUUGCUGUAGGGAAGAUAAAGCCCCAAAACAUUCAUGUAGGGAAGAUAAAGCCCCAGAACAUUCCUGUAGGGAAGAUAAAGCAUCAGAUCAUUCCUAUAGGGAAAAUAAAGCCUCAGAACAUUCCUGUUGGGAAGAUAAAGCCUCAGAACAUUCCUGAAGGGAAGAUAAAGUCCUAG